This is a messenger RNA of Xyrauchen texanus (razorback sucker), 1773 nucleotides long. RefSeq lists its product as uncharacterized. NCBI's taxonomy places the organism in Eukaryota, Metazoa, Chordata, Actinopteri, Cypriniformes, Catostomidae. The transcript is spliced from 7 exons. Bases 365 to 1501 code for a protein of 378 amino acids. Gene Ontology annotation, molecular function: hydrolase activity, hydrolyzing N-glycosyl compounds. The record is from RefSeq and is a predicted model, not a curated record.
UGGGGUUCUGAAACUGGUGGUGCUGCGGAUCUGCAGCUGGAUACUAUUGGGUUGGGAUGCCUGCCUACGUAAUCGGCGCUGAGAAAAGUAACAGAUAUCACACGACAACGCCGCCUGAGUCAAUAUAAGUAAUCUUAUUUUAACUCUUAACUGAAUUCAGUUAGAGUUAAAAUUAGGUUACUAAUAUUUCGACCCAUCGUAACAGGUUCCGAGUAUUAGAGACAACGUCUUGGAUGUUAUGUUCCUCCCAUUUUUAUACUCUUGUUUUAUGAUUGCAUUUCAAGCCGCUGAUAUUUCUAUGGCGGAAGAUAAGUUCGUUACACAUAUUACACGCCGUCUUCAUUAUUAAGAAUUAGUUGUGUCUAUGUCCUCUUUAGCACUAUUCAGGUGUACUUUAAGAGGACUUAGCAGUCAACUGACACGUGAAUUAAACAGAACUAGAUACCGAGAUCUCUCGACUUCUUGCUAUCCGAAGAUUAAGAGCAACUGUGCACAGAAAAUUAACACGAACGUUUUCAGUCAGCGAUACUUCACCACAGAAGCCAAUAUGAAGAAAUUGCUUGUGGAUGUUGACUGUGGGGUGGACGAUGCUCAAGCUCUUAUGAUGGCUUUGGCAGUUCCCGACGUGCAGAUCCUGGGCAUCACCUGCGUUCAUGGCAACACGAAUUUAGACAAUGUCUGCAAGAACGUCCUGCGUGUCCUGAAAGUGUGCAAGCGUCUAGAGAUUCCUGUGUUCCGAGGAGCGGAUAAAUCGCUCUUGGGGCAAAAAAUCGGUGCUGGAGAUUUCCAUGGGAAAGAUGGGCUUGGGGAUGCCCCAGAUCCUGAAGCUCCUGGAUUGGAACUUGCCCAGGCAGAGGGCGCCGUGUCAGCCAUGAUCCGUAUUGUCAAUAAGAAUCUUGGGGAGGUAUCUUUAGUGGCCACAGCUCCACUGACGAAUCUGGCAUUGGCAGUGAAACUUGACCCCUCAUUUCCCCAGAAACUCAAAGGCCUUUACAUUAUGGGUGGCAACACAGACUCGCGUGGGAACACCACUGUGUGUGGAGAGUACAACUUUGCAGCUGAUCCUGAAGCAGCUUACAUUGUUCUAAAUGAAUACCUUUGCCCAACUUACAUUGCAUGCUGGGAGUUUACUUGCCACAGUAAAUUACCCUGGGAGUUCUGUGACGACUGGCUGGCCCAGGACACAGAUAAGGCUCGGUUUAUGAAGCAGAUUUUUAAGCACAGCAUGGAGUCCUCCUACAGUGAAAGGAUUGAAAAGGAGCUGGUGGCAGGGCAGGGCUUCAUCUCCUGUGAUUCUUAUGCCAUGGCAGCAGCCAUAGAUGACAAAUAUAUUAUUGAGACUGACCACAGGGCUGUCACUGUAGAGCUCGCAGGCAACUAUUGCAGAGGAAUGAUGGUUGUAGAUCAUCUCGAGAUUAUGAAGAAAACCCACAAAGUUUACAUCUUGAAGAAGGUGGACUUGGAGAAGUUUAAAGUACUCAUGACGAACGCUUUAAAAUAAAUGUUCAAAGACAUUGGCGUCAUGUCUAUAAUUACAUUUUAUUACUAUAUUUUUUAUAAACAUCUUUAGACACUUCUUUAUCAGAAUCCUGCAAAUUGUUUGUUGCUGGUUACAUUAUCAUUUAAGAUUGACACAUCUCACAACUUUUUGAUCAAUAAACACUCAAACUAAAUGUUUUGAUUAUUGUUCUCUUUUGUGGAUCCAGUUAUUGAUAUUGAUGCAGUUCAUCUUGUUACCAAAUAGCCUUCAGGAGUCUACCAAGAGCAACAGUA